Molecule: messenger RNA, 2310 nt
Organism: Marmota monax (woodchuck)
Lineage: Eukaryota; Metazoa; Chordata; Mammalia; Rodentia; Sciuridae
Gene: Ccdc22
Product: coiled-coil domain containing 22
Exons: 17
Coding region: 166-2049 (627 amino acids)
Biological process (GO): positive regulation of ubiquitin-dependent protein catabolic process
Molecular function (GO): cullin family protein binding
Source: RefSeq, a predicted model, not a curated record
AUCCCGCACACGACGCGCUCGCUCACGGAACUACACUUCCGAAUUUUCCCCGCUUGUCCCGUGACGCUCAUUGCACCCUGAGCGCUAAGCGGGGGUUCAACAACUGCGCCCCACUUUCUCAGAUUCAGUGCUGGACCCAGCCCCCGACUCCGACUCGGCUCCACCAUGGAGGAGGCAGACCGAAUCCUCAUCCAUUCCUUGCGCCAGGCUGGCACGGCGGUCCCUCCAGAUGUGCAGACCCUACGAGCCUUCACCACUGAGCUGGUGGUAGAGGCUGUGGUUCGCUGCCUGCGAGUGAUUAACCCUGCUGUGGGCUCUAGCCUCAGCCCCCUGCUGCCUCUGGCCAUGUCUGCCCGGUUCCGCCUGGCCAUGAGCCUGGCUCAGGCCUGCAUGGACCUGGGCUAUCCCUUGGAGCUUGGCUAUCAGAACUUCCUCUACCCCAGUGAGCCUGACCUCAGGGACCUGCUUCUCUUCUUGGCUGAGCGUCUGCCCACCGAUGCCUCUGAGGAUGCAGACCAGCCUGCAGGUGACUCAGCUAUUCUCCUCCGGGCCAUUGGGAGCCAAAUCCGGGACCAGCUGGCCCUGCCCUGGGUCCCACCUCUCCUUCGAACACCCAAGCUACAGAACCUCCAGGGCUCAGCCCUCCAGCAUCCUUUCCAUGCCAGCACGCUGGUCAUGCCUGAGUUGAGUUCCAGAGGAGAGACACGGGAGUUCCAGACGAGUCCCCUUCUGCUGCCAGUCCCUGCACAGGUGCCCCGGCCUUCGGGGAGGGCGGCCUCACUCCUUGAACACCAUGCCAUCCAACUCUGUCAGCAUAUAGGCCGGGAUCGCCCUGGUGACGAGGACUGGGUACGCCGGGCACCUCGCGUCCCACCCCAGGAGGACACCCGAGCUCCACGGCAGCGGCUCCACAGACAGUUGGCUGAGCAUCUGCGCCAGACCUGGAGCCCACUUGCAGCGCCCACACAAGCCCGAGACCUGGGGGAGCUGCUUCAGGGCUGGGGUGCUGGGGCCAGGACUGGCGCCCCCAAGGGAUCCCGCUUCACACAUUCAGAGAAGUUCACCUUUCAUCUGGAGCACCAGGCCCAGGCUGCCCCAGUAUCAGAUGUGCCAACUACCUCCAGUCAGCCUGAACAGGACACACGGGCAACUCAAGAACAGGAGCUAGAGUCCCUUCGGGAGCAGCUGGAGGGCAUGAACCGCAACAUUGAAGAAGUGGAAGCCAACAUGAAGACUCUAGGAAUCAGCCUUGUGCAGGUGGAGACAGAGUGUCGGCAGAGUAAGCUCAGCAUGGCAGAGCGUGAGCAGGCCCUGCGCCUGAAGAGCCGGGCAGUGGAGCUUCUACCAGACGGGGCUGCCAAUCUCGCCAAACUGCAGCUUGUGGUGGAGAGCAGUGCGCAGCGGGUCAUCCAUUUGGCGGGUCAGUGGGAAAAGCACCGGGUUCCACUUCUUGCUGAGUACCGCCACCUUCGAAAGCUCCAGGAUUGCAGGGAGCUGGAAUCUUCUCGACGGAUGGCAGAAAUCCAGGAACUGCACCAGAGUGUUCGGGCAGCUGCUGAAGAGGCCCGCAGGAAGGAGGAAGUCUAUAAGCAGCUGGUGUCAGAACUGGAGACUUUACCGAGAGACGUGUCCCGGCUGGCCUAUACCCAGCGCAUCCUGGAGAUUGUUGGCAAUAUCCGGAAGCAGAAGGAAGAGAUCACUAAGAUCCUGUCUGACACGAAGGAGCUUCAGAAGGAAAUCAACUCCCUCUCUGGGAAGCUGGACCGGACGUUUGCAGUGACUGAUGAGCUCGUAUUCAAGGAUGCCAAGAAAGAUGAUGCUGUUCGGAAGGCCUACAAGUAUCUAGCUGCGCUGCAUGAGAACUGUAGCCAACUCAUCCAGACCAUCGAGGACACGGGCACUAUCAUGCGGGAGGUUAGAGACCUUGAGGAGCAGAUUGAGACGGAGAUGGGUAAGAAGACCCACAGCAACUUGGAGAAGAUCUGUGAGGACUACCGAGCCCUUCGCCAGGAGAAUGCUGGCCUCUUGAGCCGGGUGCGGGAGGCCUGAGGAGCUCCUGUGGAGGGCUCCCCAACCACAGACAGGGAUGUGGGGUGCUGGAGGUGGUAGCCAAGUGCUGCUGCCCUAGCUACUCCCUCCAUUUACCACCAGUUCCUCCCGCUGUGGUCUUAGUCUCAGACACUUGCUCACUUGACCCCAACUCUGAUCUGGGGUGAUCGUCCAGCAUGUGGGAGCUUGGCUGCAGUUUAUUGGGGAGGGCACUGGAGGUUGGGGGUCUUGGAUCCCAAAUAAAGGAGGGGCUCUUCUGCA